Pungitius pungitius (ninespine stickleback) is the source of this 809-nucleotide messenger RNA. RefSeq lists its product as uncharacterized. Lineage: Eukaryota; Metazoa; Chordata; Actinopteri; Perciformes; Gasterosteidae. The coding region runs from base 1 to 723 and encodes 240 amino acids. The record is from RefSeq and is a predicted model, not a curated record. The transcript has 5 exons.
AUGGAGAGAGCUUUUUUCAUUAGAAGUAAAACGAACAGAGACAAGACAUACAGCGGAGACCUGUGCAGAGGAAUUACUCAGCGUGUCAACCAGAAGGGGGCUGUGGCACAGGUCGGCGUCACUUUGUGCGCCCAUGGCCAAAGUCUUCCCUCACUGGAAGACAACUUGGUGCUUGUUCUCGGAUGCUCCCACCUGCGUGCAAUUGCAGAUGGAUUUGUGACUAUGCCGGACGGCAUCCUCACCUUUGGCUUCCUCUCCAUCCCUGGGGGGAGCGCAGCUGACCUGAAGCUGGAGAUUGAGAACACUGUUCUCACUCACCAACCUGAUGCACUUUGUGUCUUGGCUCCAAGCAACAAUUUGACAGCCAGUCGUUCCGUCAGUGAAGCAGGAGCUGAUUUUGCCAAGCUCAUGACCAGUGUGACCAAACGCUUUCCUAAUGUGUUUGUCCUGGACUUUCCCCCACGCCUCAACUGUGAGGUGAAAGACCAGGACCUGUUGCGACAGGAAUUCCGUGAUGUCACUGCACGGAUGAGUGUGAAGUACUGUUCCAUUGCAGAGUACUUUCCACUCCAAGACCGUAAACUUUGGGUCAGAGACGGCGUAAGUACAUGCUGUUUUGAUAUUGCACAUGGAAAAGUUCUACAUACUGUUAUGUAUUUGAUGUUGAAUCUACAUUCAUGUUUUGUAUAUUCGCUUGUUAUUAUUUAUUACAGGUGCACCUGAGUGAUGAUGGUGGGAUGAAGAUCCUGGUGAAGUGGCUGGCGCAUCACUCCUAUCAAGUAGGCCUUUUCAACAAUGCUCUGAUGCCA